CUCACUCUUAGCGCGAGGUUCAGUUGGUGGUUGACUCUGGUAGCGAGAGGAGCGUGUCCGGUGGUGUGCCCAGUCCGCGACUCUGUGUGUCUCAAGUGUUAAUAGGAGCUUGUUUAAUCCCUCCCCCUCGAUUGUGUUCUAACUUGUGCUGUGACAAACUUCCUCUCCAAAGCCACUUUCAAGAUGAUGCUCAAGGGACUACUACUUUUCGCCCUACUAAUCACAACAGGUGGAGCACGUGCUUGACGUACAGUACGGCCCCAAACUGACGAGGGUGUCUGAGGAGGAACAGCACGUACUCAAGGGUGAGAGUGUACGGCUCGAGUGUCAGGCUGAGGGCAACCCGACACCCACCAUCCAUUGGUCUCGCAAGGAGGGCAGACUUCCUUCAGGUGCUCUGGAGGAGGAGGGCCUGAGCAUGAUUCUGGAAGGUGUGGAUCGCCACGUGGAGGGCACUUACGUCUGCUCGGCUGACAAUGGCAUUGGGGACAAGGCGACCUCUUCUAUGUCUGUGAUCGUCGAGUACCCCCCGGAGAUCAUCACCGAGAAGGCCAUUAUACGUACAGGAGAGGGGGACAAGGUGGAGCUGGUAUGCAUCGUUCAUGCUAGGCCUACUGCUGACGUCACCUGGAGCAAGGACGGUGAGCCUAUCACCCUGGACAAACAUCUUGAGGAACAAGACGGUGGUCAUCGCCACUCGCUAAGAAUCUCGCAGGUCACUGAAGAUGACUUCGGGGAAUACGUCUGCACAGCUGCCAAUAAGUAUGCCACCGAAAAAGCCUCUAUACACACGACAGGUUCACCCAAGCCUCCACACUUCACCAGUGACCGCAAUGGCGGUGAAGAGACCAGCUACACCCUAACCUGGGAGACGGAGAGUUAUUACCCUAUCCUCGAGUACCGGCUUAAAUACCGCAAGGCCAGGGCCAACGACUCUACCGAUGAGCCUGGUGAGUGGCAGGACAACACAUACGAGGCCACCGAUAUGAAAUCUCAGGAUCUGAUGCACUACAUGAAACACACCAUCAAUGAUCUCGAGCCUGCCACUGACUAUCACGCCACCGUCCAGAUCAAGAACAAGUUCAUGUGGGGUGCCAAUACAGAGUUUGCUUUCUCCACGAAAAAAGUCCCACCCACUACCACCACCACUCCUACCACCUCCAUCACCACUACUACCCAAAUCACCACUACCACACUCCUCACCACCUUUGCUGGGGAUACAGAGGGUCCAACAGUUGCCUCCAGCCAAGGAGCCUUUAAUUUCAAGAUGAUCAUAUAUUUGCUUGGUGUGAUAGAAGUGGCCGUCCAACGCACAACCAGCGGAGCCCCGGUCGCAGGCUCUGGUGCCCUGCUGAUGCUCCUCCUUCCUGUCCUGUUGCUCAGGACAUAAACUCGCUGCCAAACACUAGUUCCUGCUACAUCAUCAUCUGGUUGACGUUAUCCUGUGCCUGCAAAUGGCUAACAUCCUGCAAAAAUUAAGCCUUCUAUAACACACUCAGCUUCAUUGUAACGCAGCGACAGGUUCACAUACAUAUCACCUUGACGGAAGUGAUCUGUGAAUUGCAUCAUUUUCUUUUAAGAGAUUUAUAAAUACUGAAUGCAGAUUUGAAACAGUGAUUUCUGAAAUUCUUUCAAAGUUAGUCCAGAAGUUAAAAUGUACAUCUGGUGUUAAGUAAUUCUUUUUUGUCUUUUUCUAAGGAUUUUGUCUUAAGGAGGCAUUAAUAUCUUACAAGUGGAUUAAUGAUGAAAUUCAAGUGAAAUUUAUAGUGGAAAUGAUGUGCUACUUAGAAUUAGUUCCUUAAUACUGUACAAGAUUAGAUAAUUUUUCUAGACGAUAAUUGCAUUACAUGUCUCAAUAAUUAAUAAGGAAUAAUAAUUAAUAAUUCAGUAAUUUAUAAUGCAGUACAUAUUUCAUUGAUCAUAAAUAACCAGAAGUUAAACUAUUAUAACUGCAUGAUAGAGAGAAAUGCUUUUUAAUUUUAUAUAAAGGUCUGAAAAGAAAACAUUCAAAAUAUCUUAUUAAAUUGAAUGUUGAAAGAACUGAAUUUUUAAAGGUAUACCUGUGACCACAACAAGCUAUUGAAAUACUUUCAAGCGUAACAGAAACCAACAGAACAUUUAAAGUAAAAACCCAAAGAUCUUGGCAUUCUCAAAAUUAUAUUACAAACUGGUGUCAAACCAGCAAAUAUUGCCUUGAUAAUCAGCAAUCUUUGGAAGCUAAUGUAAAAGCAAACAAUUAUAUGAAAUAGGGCAUUGUGUGGCACAUCUCCAAUUACCGAAGGAAUGCAGUAUGAAUGCACAUUGUGUGGAUAAGCCAUAGGGUGCAUAUAUUACAAUAUAUGCUUAUGUUUGUUUUAUCAUUGUAAUGAGCCCCCUUGGCCUUUACCAGUGCUCUCUUGAACUGCCAUAAACGAUACUUUGAUUUCUUUAGUGUUCGUAUCUAAUGAGCUCCUAAUGCUGUGUAAUGAGUACUCGGUGGAGACAAUAUCCAAGAGUGGCGUUGGUUCACAUUGAAUCAACGUUAUUAAUUACCAUAUGUACAACAUUAUUAUCAAUGUUGACACAUCACGUUAGUGUGAUUACUCUCUGUGUAUUGAAAGUGUGAACGUUAUUAAUGUUAAUUCAAUGUUGAAUCAAUGUUGAUGACAUUGAGUCCACAUUGAUAAUGUUGAUUUGGCAUUGAUGAUGUUGAUUUGUCUUUGAAUUGAUAUUGCUCAUGAAUAUUGUGCUCAGUAAGUACUGCUUAUUUAGUACAGUACUAAAUAAGAGCAUUGUGAUUAUUAGUGUCUAGAACAACUGGAGAAAGCAAAGGGGAUAUUACUAUGAAAAUAACCUUAUAUAUAUAUUGUGCUAGCUAACAAAGGAAUGUAGAUGAUCUUUAUAACGACACAUACCCCUCAUUAUGUGGCAACAAUGAGCAUUGAUGUAUCUAAAAUGUUCUUUUUACUAAAUAUGAGCUCUUCUCCCUUUUAAAUUUGAUUUUAUUCUGGAAUAUUUUUGCUUCUGCAGUUUCUCUCUCUCUCUCUCUCUCUCUCUCUCUCUCUCUCUCUCUCUCUCUCUCUCUCUCUCUCUCUCUCUCUCUCUCUCUCUCUCUCUCUCUCUCUCUCUCUCUCUCUCUCUCUCUCCCUCUCUCUCUCUUUUUUCACUUGUAAUUACAGAGAGGUUUUUACUUAGUCUGUUAUGUGUGCCUCCUUGAAUAGGAAGAUACAGUAUAGGCAGACAUGUAUAAUGUCCUCCAUUUGUAUAUAUAUAUAUGAGCUAAUUCCUCACAUAAUUUUUGUUUUAUGUGGCCAGCAAAGCCUAGGUCAAUUUUAGGCAGACCACAAAAUUAUUCUAGGUCCAUACAAUUUGGUGUAUAUGUAGGGGGUCAGAUUGCUCGCAUGUAUCGAUGUGAAUAACUGGAUAACUCUUGUUUUACUGGUGUGGGAGGUCAGGAAACACGACUUAUAAUCAUGUUUAGUGGCUUGGUGAUCUUUAUAUGGUUUGCGUUUCUUCAACUUAAUUACACGUUUGGAAUUGUGAUAUCAGAUAUACUACAUGUGCAUUUCCUCAACAUUUUCUCAUUUUCAGUCCUUGCAGUGUGGCAUGAUCAAAUUUAAAGCAUGCAGCUAGAACACUUUUUAACAUAUAUAUAUAAGCUUCACUUCUGUAACCCAACUUCUGAUAGUGAUAAUUGGAAGUCUUAUCCCUAUUACAAAUCUUAUUCCUUUAAUUGAGAACACAUUCACAGACUGACCCUCACUGUAUGCUAACCAUAGUUUCUCUAAAACAUAUCCUUUAGUUUAUCCCGUUAUUUAUGUCCCGGUAUCCUAGCUUACCUUUGUAUAUACAGCCCAUCACCUUGACCUAUCUUGGUAUAGGAACCAAUGCAUUAAUUUAUUUUGGUAUGGACAUCGUGAUAGUAAUAUCAUUAUGAUACCUAGAUGAAGCCAUACUGGCUUUCAGCCAGGACUUCAGAUCCUUCCUGUGUUGAACUCUUGUCAAAACAAAAUCAUGCGGGCCUUUUUCUGGGAGGGACCCUUAGAUAGCUUCUCGGGAGUCACCGACGGACUCGCCAGAAAGAGGCAUUUCAAUACAUUCAACCCGAUUUGUUUUCCUGUUCCUUAGAACAGUAUAAAACAUAAAUUUCGAUAUCAUUUCUCUUAAAUUCUGUGCUGUAAAUACCUAUAUAUGGUAAAUUACAUAUUCUGUAUACGGUAGAAGAUAGAGUAUCAUACAAUAUGGUACUGAAUAGUUUGUUAUGGCAUAUGCAGACAACAUAAAUUGGGUCUGAAGAUCUGCUUGGGAAGGUAUGGUGGUCAGUCAGGAAGAGUAAUCGUGGACCUCGGUUCUCUGUACACAGUUUUCCUUGUGUUGUGAUUUAUAUGUUUUGCUAAACUUAAAAGUGUAAUCUGUUUGGCAAGUGUUUUUAUUCACUAUAAGGUUACCUCUUUCCCACGAAGGAGAAGUUCUUUAUGCUUAGAUAUCAUCUUUGGGGUGGAUUUUUUUUUUUUAUCAUGUAAUAGAAAUACCAAAAUAAAAAAAAUAUUUUUGGCUUCAGUAUCUACUACUAAUUAAUCAUGUAAAAAAUUUAAAAAAAUAUUCAAUAUUAUAUAAAUGUCUUCAUAUGAACUUCAGUUGAACAUUCCAAGUAGUGGUUGCCAUUUUAAUGUGAAAGUUUUGACAGUGUCAGCCAAAACUGGUGGAUUUACACACUGUGUUGGCCUAAACUGGAAGAAGUACUGAUAGUGUCAGCCAAAACUGGUGGAUUUACACACUGUGUUGGCCUAAACUGGAAGAAGUACUGAUAGUGUCAGCCAAAACUGGUGGAUUUACACACUGUGUUGGCCUAAACUGGAAGAGGUACUGAUAGUGUCAGCCAAAACUGGUGGAUUUACACACUGUGUUGGCCUAAACUGGAAGAGGUACUGAUAGUGUCAGCCAAAACUGGUGGAUUUACACACUGUGUUGGCCUAAACUGGAAGAGGUACUGAUAGUGUCAGCCAAAACUGGUGGAUUUACACACAGUGUUGGCCUAAACUGGAAGAGGUACUGAUAGUGUCAGCCAAAACUGGUGGAUUUACACACUGUGUUGGCCUAAACUGGAAGAAGUACUGAUAGUGUCAGCCAAAACUAAUCAAAGUUAUGACAGCAUCUCUACUUACAGAGAUGCUGAGAGUGUCUGCCACAUUAACGGCAAUGAUAACAGUGCCAGUCAUGGUGAUGAAAACACUUAAGAGUGUCUGUUGUACGGUUGGGAUUGCGGAGUGUCAGUCAUACUGGUGGCACUUGCAGAGUGCCACCAGUAUGACUGGUGGCACAUACCUUUCAGAGAUACUCUCGCCGCCCCAGAUUGCAUGUCCUGCGUGCCGGGAGGCGGCACUGCCCCUGUCCUUCGGGUGUUGCCCUUCUUCCUGGUAGAAAUGCUGAUGAGUUUCAUAAUGCCGGUGGAGCCCUGACAAUGUCUACCGUACUUGUGGGUCACUAACAGUAUCUAUGAUGUUUGUGAAGACAGAUAAACUUAGUUUCAAACUUGCAAAAAAAAAAAAAGAGCUGACAGCUGAUGUCAUAUAGGUCAAUGCACCUGCAAUAGCUGACAUUUAAGUAAAGGCACUAGUCAAAAUGGUAUCUACCAAACUAUUGUCACCAUGGAUGAGUGAACUUGACUCUUGCUUUGGGAAACGUUAAAAAUACUUUACUAAGCAACAUAGUAUUUUAUGUUGAGCUUCUCAAAAGUUAGUCUUCACUUUGCCUUCAACAAAAUAAUAAUAAUAAUAAGAAUAAGAAUAAGAAUAAUAAUAAGCUUUUUUGAGUCAUGGUAAUUUUUGUGAGGUCACUAUAGUUUACUAAUAUGCUUAAGACACUAAAAACAUAUAUAGUCUAGAGGGAGGGCAGUGCUGGGAGUUGCAAGAAAAUAAUGGUUUACUUCUUGCUGGCAGCAGAUGGCCAUGUAACUAGAGGAGAAACAUAACAUAAUGCAUCAGCAUCGUCCUAGCUACUGUAAAUAAGGUGUGAGGGGGCAGGCUAUUUACAAACUGACUAUGAAUGGAUAUUGAGGCCAUACGAUGGAAUCCAACCUGUGUCCCUCGGAAGUUCAGAGAAACAGGUUUGAUCCCAUCCUAUAGCUUCAAUAUUUAUUGGCACAUUUAUAAAUAUUUUUGUGAUUUCACUGUGCACCUUAAUUACUAUAUUCAAGGUCUUAAGUGCCAGCUGGCUAAAUGAGAUGGCUAAAUGCCAGCUGGAUACAAUACACGAUCUUCUAACAUCUGAUAUAAAAGAUGUACAGUACUAAUACCAGCAGCCAGUUGGCAACGGAAGUCAAUUUUCUUUAAUAUAAAAAAGCUUGGAGAAUUGUGUAGAGAAUGUUGUAUAAACAAUACAACAUGGGGUAUUGAGCAGCUGGCAAUGGUGGAUCUACUUUUAAUAUUUCGAGCAGUACCAGCCGCUGGAUUGAAAUAAAUAGAACUUAGCAGUAAACAGGAAAUUACAAUACUAAGAGCAUCCAGCAACAGCUGGUGGUGAUAGAUACAUGUAGUAGCCAGGAACAGCAGGUAGAGGCACUAACAACAAAGCACAUGACAUUAAUGUUGGUGAACGCAUAAUUCAAGCUGCUGGUGCUUACUAUACAGGAUUUAACACCAUCAUGCAGUCAGUAGUGGUGGUGGAGAAUGUAAACUGGUCAGCCCAGCUCAUCCCUGCCCUCGCAAGACAUGAUUUGUAACGAUUGUAACCUCAUUGUCAAAUUUUUAUUUAUUCAUUUGUGAGUUCUUUGUACAUUGUGGAAAUUGUAACUUUUUAAAUUAAAGUGACUAACGUCUAA
This is a messenger RNA of Procambarus clarkii (red swamp crayfish), 6799 nucleotides long. Lineage: Eukaryota; Metazoa; Arthropoda; Malacostraca; Decapoda; Cambaridae. The record is from RefSeq and is a predicted model, not a curated record.